GUUGUGCAUUACUUCGGUCAUUUGCCUAAUUUCAUGUGGAUCAGAUUGCAGGUGUAAUUUCUUUCAUCACCUUCCUAUAACUCUUCAAAAUGACCAUUCCAGUGAUGCAGUCCUGUUUCCAUGGUAACCAUUGACAUCAGACCGGCGAUGAGGGACCAGUCUCAUCCGCCACGAAUGCUCAUCAUUCAGGUGUUUGUAGAUUACACAAUACCACCCUCCCCAAGGCAUGGUAGAAGGCAGAACCUAUAAAUAAAAUAACCGCUCAACUCCCCAUACAUACACAGCAUUAUACCCAUCUGAUAGCACUCACACACUCGCAGCACCAAACGACUCUCAGGAGUCUGUAUGAAAAUCAAUUUCUAUGAUCCAUGCAGAGAUAACUCGACUACUUUCUCACUCUCUCCCUCUCUGCCCACGUUUCUCUUGUGUCAGGCCUAUCUGUAGCUCAUUUGCAUACAUAUGAGUUAAAAGCCAGAGUGAGGAGGCCACAACUGAUAUUGUUUCUAUCAUUAGUGAGGAGCGAUGGAAUGGAUCAUGCGCAGAGCAGAGCAUUUCCUUCCAGUCAGAACUAUAGAGAGAAUCGUCAAGAGAGGGAGAGAGAGAAAGAAGAGAAAUAUUGUGAAAUGCUUUUAUCAGUGUUCGGUUUAGAGUGCAUGGAUGUAUGGCAUAUGCCUCGAUCUAUCCCAAACAUGUUUGCGUUGGCAUGUUCGUGUCGAUACGUCGGGAUUGAUUUGGAUGACUUUGGGUCUUCCAUGUCAUGCACAUACGUGUUCAGAGAGGAUUUCUAAAGCUGUUUAGUUUCCUAGUUUUGUUGGUGUCGUGUUCCGUGUGUCAUGGCGUUGAUACGAACUCAUCUCUGCCGAAAGAUCGCACUAAUCUAGCAGAAAGAUGGCUUUCUCAUUCCUCAUGUUUGCCUAUGACCCUUUCCUGCUUAGCCCCAAAGAUUCUACUCAGGUAGAGUCCAGACUGCCUACGUUGCAGCCAAGGAGGUCUCUCCUGCCUGGACCCAAGACUCAUUAUCCACUCCGUAACACCGACAUCAAGCCACCUCAUCUCAUACCAUCAACUCCUAACGUACCAUUCCGCCAUCUGGUAGUUGGACAGCGUGUGGAGACCACAGACGGACGGGUAGGACUCCUGCACUUUAAGGGCAAGACGCACUUUGCGCAGGGAUGUAUGUGCGGCAUCGAGCUUGACGAUCCCAUUGGCAAACACAACGGUUCUGUUGACGGGAUUCAUUACUUUGAAUGUCCUCAAGGAUUCGGGGUGUUUGUUCCAGCCCACAAGGUCCACAAUCUACCUCCCCCAUCGCCUUCAAGCCCAACAUCAACUCUUUCAUAUAAUUCCAGUACUAGUAUAUGCAGUAGAGAGAGCAAAGACUCAAAACCAAGUAGUAGGAUACCGACGUUAGGUUUAGCUGGUGGUAAACUCCCAAGACCAAAAACAUUACCUGUGUGCAAAGACUCCAAUUCCAAGCUGAAGCCCAACAAGAAAAACAGUAAGAACAUUGACUGUGGGAGGAGUGAUACUUCUUCAGAGAAGUCCUCAACAUCUAGCAAGCUGUUUCAAUCCAAGAAAAUUAGUCCUGUACACACUAAUAUUACCCAUUCAGGGUGGACAGGAGAUAAUAGAACUAAAGGUAAAAGGACUACAGAUACUCAGGUUAAUAAACUUAAACCAAAUCAUAAUACUACUUUCACUGUGAGCGACAACAAACGACAGUAUGCGAGGGUGACCUCACCUAAGGACAAACCUUGUAGGAGUAGUAGUACAGAAACUAGUAGUAAGACUCUUCUUCAGAGGAAACUUGCCCGCAAUAAAAAUGUGAACAGUAAACUUAACUCCCGCCCAAGUCUGAAUGACUUGACAAGGACGUUUGAAGAAGGUGAAGCAGAUGAAAAUAGGAGAGACAAACCUGAUAUUGUGGAAGGUUGUUACUCUAAAUUGAAUGAGACCUUUGAACUUGACAAAGAAGUGUCAUCGUUUUUCCAGGAAUCUUGUUCAGGAAGCCUUGGUUGGGACGACUCGCAUUCGCUUAGUCCGCUUGAAGAUAGCUCAUCUGGUCGUGAAAAAUCUGAUUCUAGUUUAGCAUGGGACUUUGAAGUCCCUCAAUCUUCAACUCCAGUUCAAAUCCAUCUCCAAGUAGGUUCAGAUAUUAGAACUUCUAUACCAGAGGAACCUAGGAUUUACCCUCUAGGUAUUGGAGCCACUGCUCCAGCGUUCCCAGUGGAUAGUCUAUCUAGUUGUGACACUGAAAAUACAGAUGAAGAAGUGGAAUAUAAUGAAUUUUUGGCAAUUCCAACAUUCUUAGAUACGCCAACAGGUCGCUACAAAUUUGAUCUUUUAACUCCGGAAGAACUUGAACAAGCUUUGAAUGAAUACAAUCUCUUGCCUGAAGAAUUACAGGAUGCAAUAGAAUUUGAGCCUCAAUUCUCCGAUGUUAAACCAAGGAUUUGGGAGCCCAUUACAACGGUUGAAGACGAGUUUUUAAGGGAGUCGAGCAACGCUCUUUUCUCAGUUCCCCUGACUGCUAUGGAUCCUGAGCUCAAGGAGAAAUAUGAAGGCAUUGAAACACCACCAGUGGACAGUGAGGCUACCACACCACUAGGAAUUGCUUCAAAUGGAAUGGAAGUAGAUUGUUAUCCACAAGAAGUGUUUAAUAAUGAUGGUAAACAAAGAGAGUAUCCUUCUGUUUUACCAACACCUACAUCUGAUGAACAUACUGUUUGCUUGGAGAAGUAUGGGGAGCAUGUGCAAUCGCAGGGUACUCUAAGUGAUGCCAAUGAUACAACUCUUGUAGACAACCCAUCUAGUAUGGACGAUGGUGUAGAUCUCUCUGAGGACUUUGAAAUGGAAGUGGAUCCUCACAAUACAACUUAUGAUGUGGAUGUUGACCUUCUUGAUCAGGAAGAUGUAGAAACACCCACUUCAUCUUUUGUCAUUCAGAAGUGUGUUGAGAAGCGUCAAGAAGGUGAUGGUCAAGAGGUCAAGGUUGGCAUGCACUUUGAGAGCAACAAUAACAGCCAGGUGCCAAUGUCCCCUGUGGAUCUUCUUGAAGGAACUCAGCAUUUAAAGACCUGUGAUGUGCAGGUGCCCAUUCCAAAGACAGAUAAAUUUGGUGCCGUUAUUGUUUCAUCUGGAACGGAUGUGGAGAUAUCGCAGCAUAACGGAACUACUAGUGGAAGGAUAGUGACAUCGAUGCCUCAAAAGACUUGCUUUCCUGUGACUUCUAGUGAAGUUCAACACAGCAAAUUGGAGCGUAUUAUGAUGGAUACUGAGGAGGACCUCAAAUUUAGGAUGGAUGAGAUGGCAGUAGAGGCCAAUAUGGCUGAUCUUGAUGAGAAUAAAAGUGUGGAGUCAGAGUGCAGCAGAACGGAGAGUGACAGAGCUACAGAUAGACGGGAUACGAAGACACAUACAGGCCAACCUAAUGGUGAGUUACAGGCUGUCAUGGAGGUUGGAAUGUGUCUCAUGUCCCAAAAUGAAUCUUCUGUUACAAAUGGUGUCAGGAGUGGAAUGAAAAGUCCCGGCCAGCACUCCAAAGAAGAGGAGAAGAAGGAUGAAGAAAAAGCAAAUGGUGUUCCUAAGAGAAAAUCUCUGUUGCUUACACCAAAGAAGGUCUCUAAGAACAUCACUUCUUCACAUUCAAGCCAUUUCCAAGUUACAUUAAGUAGACCAAAGACAGGAGCUCCACCAACGUCCAACACAUCAUCCAAACCUCCACCUGCUCAGAGCCAAGCUGAGAAAGACAACAAGAAAACAUACACACCAUCAUCCUGGAGGAAUGAGAAGAAUGGAUCUACAAAGACUGGUGUCAUCCCUAGGAGGAGAUCUGCAGAGAACCGACAAACAAGUCGGUUGAACGACAAGAACCACCCAGGAAGACACUCGGCUGAUGCCACACACCUGGUCCAGAAGCUCCAACCCAUCUUAGACAUCAAGGAAAGCAGGAGAGCAGAAAGUUCUUCAUCAAUGGAGGUGGAUCCAGGAAGCAUCACUUCAUCUAAUAGGAGUAUGAGGUCAGAGGUGACUGCUAGCAGCACAACAUCAAAGAUGAGCUCAAAGAAUACUCAGAAUGGCAAACCUAACAACAAGACAACUCUGUCUUUGAGGAACUCCUCGGACACCAAGAGACAUGAGCGUAAGCCUAGUUCCUCUAGUGUCACUUCAGACCACUCACAGAGAACUGAGUCCAGGACCUCCAUUUCUUCUAGACCAAGCUCCAAUAGUUCUAGAGAAGCGAGACAUGCUCGACGCAAUCGCGCAACAGUCGGUUCCAACUCCUCCACCAGAAAUGUGACAUCAACCAAGCCUCCUCCAUCAAGCACCACUUCACGCAAUCGACAGAGUGGUACAACAACCAGUGGACGUACUACCAAGUCUGCAUCAAAGACUAGUCAAGAUACCACUCAUGUAGAUGCAGCUCCUACAAGAAAGAUUGCUGUUCCAUCCAAGAAAUCUUCUGAUCAUCAUAGCAAGAAGGGAUCAACUAACCAGAAAGACCCCCAUCAGGACAAACAUGGUCACAAACCCAAGACGACAGCCCACACCCUACAUGCAUCCCCACCAGAUCUGGUCUAUACGUCGCUCGUCAACGGUGAAGCAUCGCAAGAGAUCAAACGUCUUGAGUCGCUAUGUGAGACAAGGUUUCACCAGCUUUCCAAAGCCAAAGAACAACUCCAGGAUGCUACCAAGGGUUUUGAUGCCAUGGCAACCAUUGUCAAAUACCUCUCACAUGAGGUCGAUGGCUUCUCUGCUCCCUAUCUCAAAGCUAAGAAUGAAAAGCUGCAGAAGCAGGUGACAAUGUCAACAAUUAAAACAGCUCAACAAGAGGCAGAGAUUUGUCGUCUCCAGGAGGAGCUAAACAUGGAGACACAUACCCAUGAAGAGGAGAUUAGGAGAACAGAGCUCCUUCAUAUGGAGGAGAUUAGAGAUCUUACCGAGACACUCAGGGCCAAGCAUAGCAAGGAUAUACAAACAAUGGCCACUGAACACACACAGGAAAUUAGAAGACUAGCUGAUGGCCACCAACAAGAGAUGUGUGACAUGACAGCGAGUCAUCAAAGUUUAAUCCAUGAUAUUGAGGACCAACAUGCAGAGCAUGUAGCUCAGAUCAAUCAGAAUCACAUAGAUCAUAUAGAAGAGAUUACAAGAGAGAAAGACAAGGAGAUAGAGACUGUUAAGAGGGAUGCAGAGGAGAGGAUUAGAGAGCUACAGGAUGAGAUUUUCAAAUGGAAGUACCAAUGUGAUUGUCAAAUCAAAAGAACGCAAGAAUUAGAGGAAGCUUUAAGAAAAGAUGAUGAUGCCAAAGUUCAGGCUGCCAUAGCUCAGUACAAGCAUCUACCAGACGAGGUAGCCAGUAUGAAAGCUGUCAUGGAGAUUAAGAAUCAAGAGAUACAUGACCUCAGGAUAGGAAAGAUGGCUCUUCAAAAAGAGGUUGACUUGAUUCCUGAUAAAGAUGAGAGGAUUAAGAACUUGACAGCGAAGGUUGAAGACGUCCAAGCACUCAUGCAACGCAAAACAGAAUAUGAAAGGCAACUAUCAACUGAGCAUGUUCACUUGCGGGCCUCAUACGAGCGUGAGAGUAGCGUCAAUAAGAGACUUUCCAUGGAGAACGAGGAGUUGAUGUGGAGACUAAACCAAGGUGAUAACCUUUCACCCCCACCCCGCUUCAAAGCAACGUCGACCCCUUCACCGUCCCCAUCACCGACAGGAGCACGGAAAGGCUUCUCGCGAUCAAGCUCCACGGAGAGUCAUGAAAGCGGCGUAUUCUCACCAAACCAUCCGCAUUAAUCGUAAAGAUGAUGAUGAAGAAGAAGGAUGUGCUCGCAUGGGUCUACUAAUGAGGUACAAGCAGAUGCGUUUGAAUGUUCAAUGAAGAUGCAGGAUAUCGCUUGUAUUGGUCAAUACCACCGUGGUAUCUAGUAGAAGAUGCCUUCAUCGUAUGCCCAGAAUGUCAUCAUGUGGAUGAUAGAGGGCGCUUCUCAUCAGAUCGCUGAAUAUUCCACAUUGCAAUAUUCUGAAGAUUCAACGAGUUGUGAUUUAUCUUCUUGCAAUAUUCUGAGACAAGAAGGAAGAUAGUGAUAUAAAAUUUAAUGGGUUUUGAGAUUAAGGUCAUCAAAAGGUUAAAUGUUGCAAUAUUCGAGUAGAGGAUGAUUAUGAUAAAUGAGGCAACGAUGUUACAAGUGGCAUAUUAUACAAAAAUUAUGUGCUUAGCAAAUGAUGCAUCGGAGCAGUAAGAUGAAUGUGAAACAAGGAUUUAAAGUGUGUUUGAAAGGUUUUACUGAAAUUAUAAAUUUUAAACAAACAGACAUGAAUGGUAGUCAGUACAACAUCAAACAGUAGACAUUUAUUUGAAUUAAACCUUGUUAUGAUAAUAAGUAAAGUUGGACUGUAGUGUAUUCAGCAGUAGAACAGUAUGUGUACCUAACAACUAUUUCAUUUUGUAAACAGUAGUCAAAUAGUCAAAACUGUUUGAAUUCAGUAAAAAAAUAAUAAUGAUUGUUUGCAUCUGAAAUUAGUCAAUGUUGUGAGAUUUAACAGUAAUAAACUCAUAUAAUGCCAAUACUUUUCAGCAUUCUCUUGAUUGUCAUAUUAUAAUAUGAGCCUCUGAGAUUUCAAUAUGUGAGGAAAAAAGCAACUCAAGAAAUAAUGAAUUAAUUUAAAAAAAGAAAAUAAUAUGAAAGAGAGAUUGAAAUGUACUUAAUACUGAAUAAGUAACCUCCAUAGUUAUGGUGAAACAUGAAAUAAAAAUAUGCUACUCUUGAAAAUGGACAUAAAAGUAUUUCUGUUUCUCUCUUUCAUAUUUGUUUGCCACUUAUUAUAAAUUAUACAUGCCAUGAAUUUUACAAAAUCUUCAUUUCUUUUAAGAAUAUAUAUCAUCAUUAAGCAUGAUAUUUAAAGCUGGUUGUUCAGAAAAAUACACUGAUUUUUAUAUAAAUAGUGUGUCCCUUGCAUGCUUAUUAAUCUCCAUAAAAAAUAUUCCUUUGACUACUAUUUUCUUGUGUCUUUUGGAGUUCUAGUGAUUAUUUCAAUCACUUAAUUCAAUGUCAUAGAAGUGAAACAUGUGAUAUACUUUAUUUAGAAUGGAAACUACUCUUUUUUUUCUUUCGCUUUUUUUCAGUGUGCCAUUUAUAUAUUCUUGGGUGCCAAAGACAAAGAUAUAUUGCCUUUAUUUGGAAAUAAAACUUUCUGUUUUGUUUGUUGAAGAUAGUCUACUAUUAGAUGUUAAGCACCAAUAAAUUAUUCUAAAGCAGUUCACUUGUUAAGUAUUCAUGAAGCGAUAGGUUACAGUGCCAGUAAGGCUUAAAGAUCAUAUUCGUUCAAAUAUUCUUGUGGGGAAUAGAUUUAAAGAUGAGAUAAAUGAUGAAUUAUCAUAAUACCAUGGUAAUUGAAGAGUUGUUGGUGUAGUCCCAUUGUGUAGUAUCUGUGUGAUUGUGUUAAAGGGGUUUAAUUGAUUGUUUCCACCAAGAGUAUGACCUCUGACCUUGUAUCCUCUCCCGACACAUAUCUCUUUCUAAAAUAUAAUGAAUAUUUCUGAUUGUAAAUAAAAUGUUUAUUUGUGUAAUUAUAUUCUAUUGAUUAUUUUACUUUAUUUUUAAAACUUUCUAUCAAAUUAUGCUCUUUGUAAUUACCUCAUGAAAGAUCUGUAUAUCAAGCAUUGUGUAAAUGAUGUGUCAUUUCAUAGUUAAAUUAUUCCUAUCUAGUGGAUAGAUUACGAACAUUGCACUUUACCAAAGCUUACAUCUGGAUAACAACUAUUCCUCUUAAUAAUUCUAACAUUAAUAUAGAUCGUGCUAUCAGGAAUAGGCUAAACAUGAGCACUGCACAUAUUAAAUAUAUACUAAUUAUACAUAUUAAAACAUACUGCCAAUUGAAUCUUUAAAAUUGGUGUUUGGAACUAGAUAUUGUUUGGUUAGAUGCCAGAUGUCUACCAAUAUAGAAGUAGAUAACAUAAGAGACGCAUUGCGGAAGCUUGAUUUGAAUAGAAAUCAGAGCUUGGUAUUCUUAGAUGAAAGACACUGCAUGCUAGAACAUGUGUGUGAACAUAAAAUUGUUUCAUAUAAUUGAAACAAAAAUCAGGUAUAUAUCUGAUUUAUGUGAAUAAUUUCAAGACAUUGCUAAUGUAAAUGAAAUUAUCAAGUAGUGAACAAACCAUUUUUUCAAGUUAAGGAAUUCAUAUUCCUGCAGAAUACUUGGUUAGAUGAUAAAAUAUGCUCUAAAGCAUUGAUUAUGAAGCAGAUAUAAUUUAAAGUAGAGGAAAUUUCAUAUUUAUUUUAUGGGGGUUUAGUUGUUGCAGAUGUGAACUUCGGUAAAGUGCAAUGAUCAUGGAUUGCAUGUUUGUUUAUUUCUAUCUUAGGGAAGUAAGGGACCAAUCUAUGAGACUGGUUUCUUGAUCCCUUCUUACUGCUUUAAUUGGUGCUACUCUAUCAAGUGUUAGAUCGGUGAUGGGUUUUCAUUACAUGUUUUAAUCACACACUGCACCACAAUCUUCUAUAGUACACUAUGAUCUAUAGUAUUUAGGAUGGUUGAUGAUGUUUUAGUGUUUAGAUUUUAAGAAAUCUUCCUUUUUAUGGAUGUUUUCCUUUUUCCCCUUGUGUCUUCAUUUUUCACCUUCCCUCUAUUUGUGAUUAUUUUCUUAUUUAUCAUUAUUUUCUUAAAUAAAAUCAAUCAAUUUUGAUGUAGUUUUUCAUUGCUUUGUUUUUAAUGAAUUAUGAAAAAAAAAGAAAAUACCACAUUUGUUAUUUUUCAUUUAUAAUCUAAUUCUUGAGUAAAAGAUAUGUACCGGGAACACUAUAUGAGUUAUGUGAAAUACGGGGGAAAUAAAUGAACACAUUAAUUCUUUUGAAAAUCUUAUAACUUGUCAAAUAAUGGGUUAAGAAGCCUAUGUAUUUGAAUCUAGUAAAUCUGUACUUCAUAAUUUUAGGAUUGUAGAUAUCAUGUUUGAACAAGGUGUUGCAAAUUUCAGACAAAGUGCAUUCUCUACAUUCCAAAAAAAAUGUUGGUAGUGAUAGUUCAUUUUGAUAGGAAUGUUAAUAAUCAAAACAGGAUUGGCUUACAAAAAUGUUAAUUUUAUAUGGAGGAAACAUAAAAGAUAUUUUAGUUCUUAGGGCAUAAUCAUGUGUAUUUGUUGUAAGCUAGGCACACCCUGUCAGAUAUUAUUUGUCACUUUAACAUUGUUGUCAUGUUAAUGGUAUAUUUGGUGACUGUUAACAGUUAGCACAGCCAAUAAUAUCGUAAGCUAUGAUGAUUUCAUUAUCUUCAUGAUAGCCAGUAAAAUACGAACCACUACUGGCUUUUCAACUCUCUCAAAGUUUGCAUCUUGUAAGAGAAUAUUGAGAGUAAAAUAUUGAGCUGUAACUGUCAAUGCAGAUAGUGUAUACUAUUUAAUGGAGCCAAAUAGAAUUGUGAUUAAUUCUGAAUAGUAACUGUAAUAGAAAAUUUAGACAAAUUUGACUGUUGGUUCCACAUUCUCCCUUUUUCUAUUAACAUAUUUUUAGCAAACCUUAGCAAUGAGUAGACGUGUCUGUAAGCUCCCUGUACAAAAGUAACAUGUUGCAAGAUGCUAUUUUUGUUGCAUCUGUCUUUGUAUAAAGUUUUGAAGUGUUCUUUCAUUGUGUCUGUAUAUUUUCUCUCAAUCUGUUUCUCUUCUAAGCUCUCUUUCAUUGCAUUAUGGUUCAACAUGUGUGUUAGAUUUCUUGGUGUUUUAGCAAAUUUAUUUCUAUCUGUGAUUGUCUUUCAUGUUUAAAGGAAAUAUUCUGUGUGAAUUGUUUAAAAAACAAGCAUUAAUGUCAUAGUUUCACUCUGUGCAAAUUGAUUUUUCAGCAUUUUCUUUAUGUAUUUAUCCUUUAACACCACCUUUUAUUUCUUUAUUGAUCUUAAAAAUAGAAAUAUUGUCUGUUCAAAAGAACCAAAAGAAAUAUUUUUAUUUGUUUAGCAAUUGGACAUAUCAUACUUUAACUAUCUACUUAAUGUAGAUGAAACAAAUUGCAGCAAUCAUGUCACAUUUAUAACAGCAAUAUCACUUAAAUUAUUGAACUAAGUCACCUCAAUAUUUCGAUCUCUACUUUCCUCUAACAGAUAUUUCUCAAGUUUUUAGUAAAGUCCUGGCUCUUUCCAUUUGUGAUCAUGCUGUAAGGAAAUGAUGUACAAACAUUUGAUCAAAACACAAUAAAUUUUUUCUUGUAAUGGCACUUAGUGUGUGAAAAUGAAUUUUAAAGCAGCAUUUAAUGGCAGACAGACAGACAGAUAAAAGAGAACAUAAUUGAUAUCAAUUUGUCUGUUUGAUGAAAAAGUCUUGUCCUGCAAUCUAGUUGUGUGCUUGUUAAAAUCUAUAGUAUGUUGCUUUCUGGUGGGUGUUUCAUGAAAGUUGUCAGCACUGACUGUUACUACGGUAACUGUCGGAGAAAGACAACUUUUCAGUGUUGACAACUUUCAUGAAACGGUCCCCUGAUGAUACAAUGUGUAAAAUAGAUACUACUCAUGUAGGGUUGUGAAGAUAUAUGUGCGCAUUCUAUAUGUUACCAUGGAUAUUGGUGAAAAUCCAAAUGCUUUUGGUGUGUAUUUAUAUAUUGUGUCUGUACAUUAUGAAUGAUGCCAAUAUUAUAAAUUAACAUAUUUAAAAAAAGACAAAAUAUUUAUUGCAGCUUUUGUGUAAUACAUGCUUGUUGUUAAAGGAGAGAGGGAAGGGGAGUGUAUUUCAAAAUGAAGUUUUUGACUUCCUUAUUUGUGUAUCAAAAAGAAUAAUAAUCAUCAUGAACACAUCUUUUUAUGUAGCUGUAAAUUUGUUGUUGACCCAUAAAUUUGUUGGUUUUAAGAGAAAAUGGGAAAUGUUUAUUUCAUGUAUAUCUUCAAAAUAUUUGCAUGUUUUAUUUCAGGUGUACAAUAAAAGUUUUUGUUUA
Molecule: messenger RNA, 10901 nt
Organism: Lytechinus variegatus (green sea urchin)
Lineage: Eukaryota; Metazoa; Echinodermata; Echinoidea; Temnopleuroida; Toxopneustidae
Exons: 15
Coding region: 889-5793 (1634 amino acids)
Cellular component (GO): cytoplasm; nucleus
Molecular function (GO): microtubule binding
Source: RefSeq, a predicted model, not a curated record